ACCACUUUAUGAACACUCCGGGUGAGAAGCACCUUGAAGAGAAGCAUAACGUCAGUAACACUGCACCAAGCUCAGCGAGCACGGUGACGUUUAACAGUAAGAACAUCAGCAAGGACAACUUGAGUGAUGUUGCGGUUAAGGAGGAGAGAACGGACGGUUUGCAAGACCAAACGAAUUUGCUUCCGAGAAAACAAGUCAUUAUCGUCUUCUUUGGUGUUUGCUCAGCUUUGUUUUGCAGUAUACUUGACCAAACUGUGGUGUCAACAGCUAUCCCUAGUAUUGGCGCAUAUUUUCAAGCAGCCGAUAAAAGCAGUUGGGUAGCAACAUCAUAUUUGCUAACAACGACAGCAGCCAUGCCAGUACAUGGCCGCCUAUCUGAUUUAUUUGGUCGUAAAUACGCAUUAUUCGGUUGUUUGACUUUUUUUUUUCUUGGAAGCCUUGCAUGCGCCGUCUCACAAACGAUCGAACAAUUGAUCAUAUUUAGAGCCAUUGCUGGUAUUGGAAAUGGUGGUAUAAAAACGCAUGUUCAUGUUAUUAUAUCUGAUAUCGUACCAUUAAAAGAGAGAGGAAAAUAUCAGGGAAUCCUCACCGCAUGGACCUGUUUGGCUAAUGGUAUCGGUCCACUUUUGGGAGGCGUUUUCAGUGAAACAAUUGGCUGGCGUUGGUGUUUCUGGAUUAAUCUUCCCCUCGUUGGUAUAGCACUUGCUGUUCUUCAAUUCCUAGUUCCAUUUAAGAAGGUGACGGGUGAUUGGCGUGCUAAGAUGAAAAGGAUAGAUUACGCUGGAUCAAUCAUUAUGUUUACCUCGGCCGUAUUGAUUUUGAUAUCACUCAACUGGGGUGGAAACAAGUACGCGUGGGAUUCAGCUCCUGUUUUGGUUUGUUUAAUUAUUGGUUUACUCUUAAUGGUUGUUUUCGUAUUAGUUGAAAACUGUAAACGUAUCGUCAACUUGCCUAUCAUACCGAUGUACUUAUUUCGUAAUGUUUCAGUUUCAGCGUCAUACAUCUGUACAUUUUUUGGUGGUAUGGGCUACUUUGGCGCUUUAUUCUACCUUCCACAGUACCUCCAAGUGGUUCAUUCUUACUCUGGAACAGUUUCAGGUGCACUAAUGCUUGCACUCAUGGUGACUCAGACAAUAGUUUCAUUCCUUGCUGGUUUGGUUGUUUCUAAAACUGGACACUAUAUAUCAAUUAUAAGAACCGGAUUUUCCAUCUAUGCGGUCGGUUGUGGACUUUAUAUCUCUUUAACGUAUAACUCAUCCCUAGCAAAAUUUAUCGGUUACAGUAUCAUAGCUGGUAUCGGUGCUGGUAAUACCUUUCAAACAACAUUAAUUAGCGUCCAAGCCGCCGUUAAGAGACAGGAUAUGGCUGUUGCAACUGGUGGCCGUAACUUCCUUAGAAUGCUUGGUGGUGUUAUGUCAUUAGCAUUUUGUGAUACCAUUCUUAGGAAUACACUGCAGAAGGGCUUAUCUAAGAUGGGUCAAACUGAUGAAUUAAUCGCAGCUAUUACGUCCAACCCUAUCGAUAUCAAGAACAUAGUGUCGGAAGACCAAGUAAUUGCUACUCUUGGGAUGUAUUGUAAUGGUGUACACAACAUUUUCGCAAUGCUCACAGCUACAUCUGGUUGCGCUUUCCUACUGUCUUUCCUUAUCAAACAAUAUAGCUUAGAAAGAGAUGAUGAAAAGCAACUGAAAGAAGAGGGCAAAAAGUUUGUGGAAGAGCUGGAAAGAAAGCGCAAAAAACCAAAAACAAGUUCUAUUCAGAAGGCAUGA
This is a messenger RNA of Wallemia mellicola CBS 633.66, 1769 nucleotides long. RefSeq names its product MFS general substrate transporter. Lineage: Eukaryota; Fungi; Basidiomycota; Wallemiomycetes; Wallemiales; Wallemiaceae. Gene Ontology annotation, molecular function: transmembrane transporter activity. The record is from RefSeq and is a predicted model, not a curated record. Gene Ontology annotation, biological process: transmembrane transport. The transcript has 3 exons. The coding region runs from base 9 to 1769 and encodes 586 amino acids.